CUUGGAAGAAGGAGGCUGUGCGAGGGGGAGAAGGGGGCGGGGGGGCGCGAAAGGGAGGUGUGGUAGGGUAGUAGGUAAAGGGGGAGAAAGGGGGAGAAAGGGGCGCAAGGAGGGGGUGAAGUGGGGGUGGGGAAGGGAGGAGGGAGGAAGCGUGCGAGAAGCCCAAUCGUCAUGGCGUGGGCUGGACGUGGAGUUAUGGUGGGUGGCAGUGCUUCUGCUUUCCCCCGCCAGGCUACUUCACGCUGCGCCCUUCGAUUUCGUAUCAAGUUGGAUGGAUCCGAGCCGACUGUCGUAUCUUACAAGAAAUUGCUUAAUGAAGUCGAAGCUGAGCCUGCCAUGGUGAAGAGCAGUGCCCCUCCUGGUGCUAAUCCUGCCUUAGAAGCCCGCCUUGCUCCGGUGGGCGCCAUGGCCGCAGAGGUCCCUUCCACUAAAGUAGAGGAGAAAGUCGUUGGCGACCCUUUGAAAGAGCCGUUGCCAGCCCCCCCAAACCGGUUCAGUAACGUGAUUGAGAAAAUCGAGGCACUCUACAAGGGAGGUGGUAGUGAUGACGAUGAUGAUGGAGAAGGGCAGCAGAACCGUCCCUAUGGGGGCGAGGACACGGAUCAAUAUGACACCCAAGACUCCUUCAUUGAUGAUGCGGAUUUGGAUGCAUACUUUCAGACAGAUAAAGCAAGGCUUAAGCACAAGGGCUUCUUUGUCAACAAGGGAAAGCUGGAAAAAUUGAAUGAUUCGUCCUCACUUCCUGGAGCACCCUUGCAAAAGAUGAUGGACCGAAAGCGGCCUGCGAGUAAAGGGAAGGAAGAAAAGAGGGUACCGAAGGUAAUUGCAAAGGAAAGAGUGGUGAAGAAAAAGGCGAAGAAUAUGAUCCAUGGUAAAAAGGAAGGAUGCAUGGGCUCAGGUGAUUUUGAAGAGGAGGAAGGGUUUGCUGCGAGGAAGAAGCGGCUGAAGGACGAGGCACGGUUCGGAGAGGCAGAUCAUAAGACCUUCAGGCCGAAGGUGAUGGGAGGACCAGGAAGGAAGCCCUUAGGCCGUGGGGACGAGCUACAUCUGAAGGGGGAUGUAGGUUUCCAGAAUCGGAGGGAGGAAAUGAAUUUGGAGGUCUAUCGCAGAGAUGGCAUUGCCAGUGGGACUCCUAACCGCACAAAGGAUGCCAGAGUAGGUAUGGUGGGAGAAAGGGAGGUUAUUAGGGUCCGUACGGACAAUGAUUGCGGCGUAGCCACAAGUGGAGGAGUUCUCACGCAGCAAAGGGGAUGGAGGGAGGGGGGAGGAGAGGGUAUGGUGGCCCCUGAGGAUUUGCAGAUUCCAGGGCGCAUCGGAGGAGUAGACAGUUUGACGGCAAGGGUCAAAGGGAGUGGAGGGGCUUUUGGGGGGCUCUUCCCUGUCAGAGCCGAUGGAAGCGCCACAGGCAGAUCAGGGCCUGAUGAACUCAGAGCCUCGGCAGCAUCUGGCGGAGGUUAUGACGUGACCGGUCGACGGACGCCGACUGGAAAUGCUGGAGAUUCUGACAAAACGGAACGGAGAGGAGGAGGUUCUUUGAAGUUUGGGAGUAUGACGGACCCAAGGGGUGAAGACGGGAGGGGUGGGGGUGCAAGUGAAUCGGCUUAUAACUACAAUAGAGUGCUUAAGGGUAAGAAUGUGGAGGAAAUGGACGACGAAGAGACAGAAUCGGAUGAUGACAGAGACUUCUCUGAUCAGAAGGGGAUGAAGUCGAAAGGCAGCAUGAUGAGCAGCAGACUCAUAGAGGUGGGAGGGGGUGGAGUAGGGAAGGUAGGUAAGGCGAUGGCAGGAGAGAGUUUGAAUGAUGGCGGACGCGAUGGCAUCAGUCACAAGAAGCCAAGGAUGGAUGGAGGGGGAGGUGGUGGCCUCCCACACAAAGCCACAGGUGCUCCCAGGAACAGUCCCAACAAUAACGUGGGCAACAGCAAAGGCACCGAGAAAGGCUCUUCUGGCGAUGACCUGGUUUUGUCGCCUGUUAGGAGAGGUGGGGCUCCGCGAGGAACUAUGCUGGAAAGGGCGAUUCGUGACCUCGAGAAGGGUGUUGCGGAGAUGUGUCCGCCAGACGCUGACCAAGCACAGGAGCAAGGUACCCUACCGACCUCGACUCAGCAGCAACAGCAGCAACAUGCAGUCAAGAAACGACUUCCGCCUGGUGUAAAGGAGAAGCUCGCGAAGGUUGCUCGACUUGCAGCGAAGCAGGGAAAGAUUUCAUCUGAGGUGAUUGACAAAUUAAUGGCAAUCCUUGGCCAUCGCCUCCAGCUCCCAUCACUGAAGAGAAAUCUCAAGGAAAUGGUUGCUUUAGGGCUCAGUAGACAGCAAGCUAAAGAGGGGCAGCUUCAGAUGAGUAAGGAGGAUCUGAAGCAAACUGUGGCGUUGCGCGUCGCACAACUGCAGGUGCAAGGCGAGCCUCUUCCAUCGUUACAGGAUGCAUUCGAGCCGGAGGGCGUUGAUCCAACUGCUGGUGGGGAGAAUGGGCCACGAAGAGUGUUCAAGUGGGACAGAGACACAGAAGAAAAGUUAUGGCAGUUUGUGGAUCUGUAUCUCAGAGAUAUGGACGAGCACAAGGGAUCAAGGCUGAGGAAACUGUACAAAGAGUUGAGUGCAAUGUGGCCAACUGGGUGGAUGGACAACAAGGGUAUAAAGGAGGCCAUUCAGCGGGUAAACCUUCGUCAUCAGCAGGAGAGACUUCUAUCAGGUGCUGGGAAGAGUCAUAAGAAAGGCAGCGACGACUCCAAGUCUGGGCAGGCAAAACGGCGGAAGGCUUUCCAGGGAGGAGGAGGAGGUGGUGGAGGAUCGGGAGGAGCAGUAGUAGUACUAGGAGGAGGAGGAAGCAGUGAAUGGAUGGAAGCUGAGGGAGACGUGGGUACUAGCAGAGAGACGGUGGGAUUCAGGGAGACCACACCUGGUGGAGAUACGUUCACCAGAUCGUUUCAUCUUGAAGAAGCAGAAGGUGCAAGUGGGAGUGGGAGUGGAGGUGGCGCAUGGCAGCGAGAGGUGAGGAGUGACGUUCCCGGAGGCGCCGGAAUUCUGGCAUCAGGAUGUGCAGCACCAAGUAGAGGGACUUGCGAUGUCGGGCCCAGUUUUGUUGAAUCUGACAAACCUGCAAUAAAGAAGAAGAAGAUCUCUUUGCUGCCCGUGCGAAAAAAGAGGAAAGUAGUUGUGGUCGAGACUCCGAAUGCAGGUGUUGGCAUAGACAAAGUUCCGCACGGCGGUGCGAGUGGUGGAUUCACCACCGGGAACAGCCCCCCUGCUGCCGGAGUGCAAACUUCAUCCGUGGCGGAUGUUUCACGCGCAAUGGGAAGUAACCCUGGAAGCAGGCCUUCAAGUGCAACUCGAGUAUCGCAAUCUCAGGCAUUCGUCCAUAAUGCAGCAGGUAUGGUGGGUCUUGGUAGAGAAGCUGCUCCAGCCUGGAAUGUGACUGCGAGUUUCCCGGUGCAGCCUGGUACACCACCUCAGAGUCAAAGCACCGGACUGCACGAGGAUGGCCGGGAUGUGACAGGUGUUUCGAGUGCUGGCCCCGGAAAUAACAUCAAACGUUCGUCCUCAUCUCCAUCCAAGCAACUCUCUCCCACUCCUAUUCCAGCAUCGGCUUGACUUCUCAGGUAGGCUUGCUGCAGCUGGGAUGCUUUGCUUAAUGCUCAUCCCAUCGAUGCGCAUGUAAUCGCAUGUAUCAUCUGUAAAGGGGGCACGGUGGCAUGGCUGUUUUUUCAUCUUCUCCUCCUGAUGCCAGGGACCACAUCAUUUCCUGGUUUCGUUGUCUGUACAGUGGCACUGCACAAUUUUCCCUGGGGGCGGGAUGCCGUUUUCUUCCCCAUCCCACUGUGCCGACAGCAGCUUGGCGUGCACUUGGAAGAGUCGGUGUGUAGGUCAAGAAUGAAGAUGAAGAUGAACAGACCGAUGCUUCAGCUCGGUUGCCAUAAAGGUUCAUAUGUCUCCGAGAGAGGCGUAGUGGCCAUGGAUUCGUGUGAGAGAUGGGUGGAAAGCGUUAAUCCCUUGUUCCGAGGGUGUGCAGUUGGAAGUGGGCAGUUUGCCUGAUCGGCUUGUCCGCCGACUGACGUUAGGAGAUGGUGGUCUUAGUUCAUUCGUUUGUGUAGAUGUUUCUCGCCAAAUCUGUGUCUCUGUCAUCCCUUGGAGAAAAAAAAUGUACACAAGUGGUGGCAGACGUGCAGGCGGUUUAUUUGUUCAAAUAAACAGCCCAUUAUGAUGCGGAUGUCCACAAAUUGAGCCCUUGAAUCCGCGAAGAGGAGAGCCAUUUGUCGAAAAUCGCAAAUAUUCUUCGGGAUAGUAGGUAGGUAGGACGAACUGGACGAUUAUAUUGAGGAGGAAGAAAUUACUUCUCAUGGCUUACUCUGUGAAAGGCGCCCUGUGAUUCCUCUUAUUGAUGGUUUUUUUUUUUUUUUUUUUUUUUUUUUUUUUUUUUCCUCCGUUCUUCGUUAUCUUUUUUGUUGCCUGGAAAUUUGCAUUCAUAUGGUUCGUCAAAGCUGGACCCGCAAUCGUUUGGAACCAUGAAAAAUUGCUCCCCCUGCAGGGAAUUCUAGCCUACCCCGCAUUGGUACAGCUAGCAGCUGAACUUACGUGGUGGGUGUUGUGCAGAUUGCCCUGCCUGGUACGGGCAAAUUACCUGGUCCCGGUCUGGGACUCUGGGAAUGGGGCCCAGUUGUGCAGACCUCGUCAUCGGGUUCUGCAAGGUUUUAGGGGGUCGACUGCUAGUCAGCAAAUUAUGUCCAGGAAUUCAAAUUCAAUUGGGGGUGUACGUUAUUGCCGUGAUCGGAUGGACUUGUUGUACUUUGGUUCUUUGUGGGCCACGGAUAUUCUGCAUUACAUGGAAGGAAGGAAGGAAGGAAGGAAGGAAAUACUGAGGGUAGGCAGAAGGAAUAAGGGACAUGAGUCCACUACUACAUGCAUGCAUGCGCACCCUGUUUCCAGAAAAACCACCCACUCCCCCAGACCCCUCGUCUUUUUCACAGCUUUGGUCCCUUUGGAGCAUGGGUGGCUUCUGGUUAAGCGCGGUGCCCUUCCAAUUUUGGUUGUAACGGACAUGAACUGGCCGAGGGCUGAUCUCAGCGGUUCAUGAGGUAUAUAGCCUGCGCUGCAAGUGGCUGUCUUCAUUUUAUUCAAUUUCUUAAGCUUUAAUAAAAUGCCGAAAUGGUU
This is a messenger RNA of Chara braunii, 5148 nucleotides long. The record is from the annotation of a GenBank genome assembly. Lineage: Eukaryota; Viridiplantae; Streptophyta; Charophyceae; Charales; Characeae.